This is a messenger RNA of Populus nigra (black poplar), 1006 nucleotides long. RefSeq names its product U1 small nuclear ribonucleoprotein A-like. Gene Ontology annotation, molecular function: U1 snRNA binding. The transcript is spliced from 5 exons. Gene Ontology annotation, cellular component: U1 snRNP. The record is from RefSeq and is a predicted model, not a curated record. Gene Ontology annotation, biological process: mRNA splicing, via spliceosome. Bases 85 to 864 code for a protein of 259 amino acids. Lineage: Eukaryota; Viridiplantae; Streptophyta; Magnoliopsida; Malpighiales; Salicaceae.
UAUUUUUAGGGCAAAUGUGUAGAACCCUCGAGAAAUCAGAUUAAACCCCAGUCUGGCUCAAAAAGAAAUCAAGAGUGGAAAAUCAUGGCAUUGCUGGAGAGAAAAGACAUGGCUGAUGUGAAUAACAAUAUCAAUAAUAAUAGUAGCACAGGUACUGAAGUCUCUUCGAACAUGACUAUUUACAUCAAUAACCUCAACGAAAAAAUCAAAAUCGAUGAGUUGAAGAAAGCUCUGCACGCUGUGUUCUCGCAAUUCGGGAAGAUACUGGAGAUAUUGGCAUUCAAGACAUUGAAACACAAAGGGCAAGCUUGGGUUGUUUUUGAGGAUGUUCAGUCUGCCUCUAAUGCCAUGAGGCAAAUGCAGUCUUUCCCCUUUUAUGAUAAGCCCAUGAGAAUACAAUAUGCAAAAACUAAAUCAGAUAUUGUAGCAAAGGCUGAUGGUACUUUUGUUCCACGGGAAAAACGAAGGAGGCAUGAGGAAAAAGGGAAAAAGAAGAAAGAUCAACAUGAUACUAAUCAAGUGGGAGUGGGUCUGACUCCUGCAUAUGGCAGCGCCUACGGGACAACACCUCCUCUUUCUCAAAUACCCUAUCUAGGUGGUGUGAAAUCUAUGGUCCCUGAGGCUCCAGCUCCUCCAAAUAACAUUCUGUUUAUUCAAAAUCUUCCCAAUGAGACUACUACAAUGAUGCUGCAAAUGUUAUUCCAGCAGUACGCUGGUUUUAAGGAGGUCAGGAUGGUGGAAACAAAGCCUGGGAUUGCCUUUGUGGAGUACGGAGAUGAGAUGCAAUCAACAGUCGCUAUGCAUGCACUUCAGGGUUUCAAGUUACAGCAGAAUUCAAUGUUAAUUACCUAUGCCAAGAAAUAGACAAAUAUGAAAUGGUUUUUGGCUAGUCGUAGGAGAGAGCUAACACAAGGACCUUAAACUUCUUGUAACUGUUCCCUAUAUCUUUUUUAAUCUUAGUUUGAAUAUGAGGUUAAGAUUUUUAAUGUAUCAUUGUAGUUAUGAA